CCCGGCGCCCGGGCGAGCGCGCGCGAGCGGCUCGCUGCCGGAGCCGCCUGGCAGGGCGAGCCGGAGGGAGGGAGCACAGCGCUGGCUCGACUGAAGGAGGCGAGCGCGGGGCUUGGGGCCGGGAAUGACGCACGUCGAGCUGGAUCAGAAACGCGGAAGAAUUAGAAGCCUCUAAGUGUCAACUGGUCUUGGUUUAAAGAGCAACGCAGCCGAGCAGCGAAGCUGUUUCGUGUGUGGCGUGGACAAAGCCUAGAAAGCUUGCAUUGCUAAGAGUUUAAACAUACAUCCCCGCUGCCUCGGGGUGCCCGCGCGCGUGCGGACACACCGGCAGCGUAUGCAUGCGCGCUUUUUUGGGUAAACAAGAGUGAAAGUCUGCUUCAGCUGGUCUGAAGAUAGGAGACUUGGACUCUCUAUCGGUUUCCACGGCACCGCCGAGUUCCUGCUACUUUGCAACUUGCUCUCUGCUGAUGGCAGUUGAUAAUUGGUAGCCACAGUCUGCGGUCUGAGCCACAGCAUUUUGUCUAGCGCCUGGGCCGGGCCCUGCUGAUAUACUGGAGAGAGAGAGGGGGAGAGAAAGACAGACAGACAGACAGACAGACAGACAGCAAGCACGCUGGCCGUACCUGGGUAGCUCUGGGCGAGCGGCAGCGAGACGCGAUUUCCCUGCAGCGCGGAGCCGGAGGCUGCCCGGUGAUGCGGCGCCUGCUCGGGGGGUUCACGGAAAGGCUCGAAUCCCUUUUCCAGAGGACACGAUUAUGUCCAGUGAGCAGCUUAACAGUACAGCGGUGAAGGAUGCACGGUUAAAAGACCUGUUAUUGGAAAGAGCUGAACUGGAGUUUGUUCAAAUCAUCAUUAUAAUUGUGGUUAUAACUGUUAUGGUGGUAGUGAUCAUCUGCUUGUUGAACCACUACAAACUCUCGACACGCUCCUUUAUCAACCGACAGAGCCAAAGCAGGAGGCAGGAAGAGACUUUGCAGACGGAAGGGUGCUUGUGGCCUUCAGAAAGCUCGGUUUCACGCCAGGGUGCUUCAGAGAUUAUGUAUGCUCCGAGGUCCAGGGACAGGUUUACCACCCCAUCUUUUAUGCAGCGGGACCGCUUCAGUCGCUUCCAGCCCACUUACCCUUACAUGCAGCAUGAGAUUGACCUUCCUCCAACCAUCUCCCUCUCUGAUGGGGAAGAGCCGCCGCCGUACCAAGGCCCGUGCACGCUGCAGCUCCGGGACCCAGAACAGCAGAUGGAGCUCAAUCGGGAGUCCGUCAGGGCACCGCCCAACCGAACCAUUUUUGAUAGCGACUUGAUAGACAUUUCAAUGUACAAUGGGGGCCCCUGCCCACCAAGCAGCAAUUCGGGCAUAAGUGCAACCAACUAUAGCAGUAAUGGAAGGAUGGAAGGACCACCUCCGACGUACAGCGAGGUCAUGGGGCAUUACCCGGGCUCCUCUUUUUUCCACCACCAGCACAGCAAUGCGCCUCCUUCCUCACAGAGGGGGAGCAGACUUCAGUUUCAGCAGAACAAUUCAGAGAGCACAAUAGUCCCUAACAAAGGCCAAGACAGGAAAGCAGGAAACCUGGUCUAAGUUCCUCUCCCAGGUGCAUUCGAACUGAAGACGAGAGAUUCGAGCAGGGCGGCAGAGAAAAUCCCCCACGCUCCGGUGCACAGUGUUGUUACGUUUCACGUGGUACAACUUAGUAAAACCAAACGUGCAAAACAGUUCUUUGUUUCUGAUUCCUUUCAGGGGAAUUGCAUGAUGCAAAUCAGAUAGAGAGAAAUACAAACUUCCAUUCAGUUUGUCUACGAGCAGUGUUUCAGGGGAGAGGGGGAUAUAUAUUAUUUUUUUUUAAUAAACUAUUUCAAUUAUUUAAUUCUAAAAGUAAACUUAGCACAGAAAUGAGGCUUGUACAGCCUGUUUUAUACUCACUGAAUGGCAGAAAGAAGAAGAAGGUUUUACUAGAUAAAUGGGGGAAGAAUUGGCCAGUUUGCUUUUCUUUUCUCCUAGGGUGUGGAUUUUUUUAAUAUAAAACAAAAUUCCUGUUUGUGUGCCAAGGUAUAAAGUUGAGAACUUAGAUGAAUGCAAGGAAUUAAUUUGUGUUGUGAUAAAUGUGUUUUUAAAAGUUGCACUAUCUUAAUGUUUAAAAAAAUAUAUAUGAGGGAACUGUUUUAUGUGAAGUUCUUCUAUAUGUUGUCUUUUCACCUGUGGAAUAAUGAUUGAGCCCCAGAAGUAAUCUGGAGGAGUUUACCCUCCCCCUCCCCCCCGAGGUUGCUAGAGAAAGGGGACAGGAUUUAGCCUGACAUCUCUUGACUUACACAAAUCAAGAAAAACAAGGACAUUUAACUUGUCUUUGCAAUAAUUUGCAUUCAAAUAACAGUGCAUCAAAAAGUGUCUUGGAUACUUCUGGCUGGCAGGAGACAAAUAUGAAAUCCCAGCAUUUUCCAUCAAUUAGGGUUUAGCUAUUAUGCGGUUUAGACUAUUUGUUUCAUAAAAGGCAAAAUGAAAUCCCAGAUGUGCUAAUUUAUAUUGAUUCUAACUAAGUGCUGCCAUUCUUUUCCUUUUCAUAAUGCAGUAUUAUCAGUACUUAAGGUUUUAGAAGUUUCUGUCCUCACUGUAGUCUGAAAUGUAUUUAGUCACAUAUCAUGGCAUUAUGCAAUAAAUGGUUUAAAAAUGCAAGGUGGGAUUCUUUUCCCCUGCAAUGCUGUUAAAA
Molecule: messenger RNA, 2700 nt
Organism: Rhea pennata
Lineage: Eukaryota; Metazoa; Chordata; Aves; Rheiformes; Rheidae
Gene: LDLRAD4
Product: low density lipoprotein receptor class A domain containing 4
Exons: 5
Coding region: 756-1577 (273 amino acids)
Biological process (GO): negative regulation of transforming growth factor beta receptor signaling pathway
Cellular component (GO): early endosome membrane; Golgi membrane
Molecular function (GO): R-SMAD binding
Source: RefSeq, a predicted model, not a curated record